AUGAAUGAACAUAAUAUUCCAAUCGAUGUCGAUCAAUGCUUCAAAUAUGAUAAUAUCCAAGCAUUAUUUAUGCAUUAUGAACAAACACAAGAUAUCAAAGAAUUCAUUGUUAAAACAAGUUAUUAUCUCUCUUGUGUUUGGGAACCAAUUUUUUCUGCAUUGUCUGAUAUUUUUGAUGAAAAAUACCGAGGACUUCUUAACAGUGCCAAAAUAAUUGCAGCUUAUGAGCGUGAUGGAUUUUAUGAUGGAGAUGUCAACAUCGAUGAUUAUUAUGGAAAAACUAUUCUUCAUUAUGUUGCAGAAUAUUUUCAACAAGUAUAUGAUUUAAUACUUGAAAAUGAACCAGAUCUCGUCUUCGUGCAAGACAAAGAAGGAAAGACGGCUCUUCAUUAUGCAGUAAUUAGUGGUAAUAUAGAUCUCGUAAAUGAACUAAUCUCUAAUGAAAGUGCUAAUAUAUGUGAUAAAGAAGGGAGGUUGCCACUUCAUUAUGCUGCAAUAAGUGGUGAUGUAAAAAUGGCAUUAGAAGUCAUAGAUAAAACAAUCAAUAUAAGGAAAAGGGAUAAUAAUAGGAAGAUUCCUCUUCAUUAUGCUGUAGAUGAUAGAGAAAUGUUCGAAGCCCUAGUUUAUGAUUAUAAUACAAGGACCCAGUAUUACGAACUAGAAGAUGCUUUGGAAUGUAAAGCUUCUGCCGAUUCAUGCAUACAGCACUUCAUUUGUGAUUGGGAGAAUGGAUUGUGGGAACAUGGAGAUGACUAA
Molecule: messenger RNA, 756 nt
Organism: Trichomonas vaginalis G3
Lineage: Eukaryota; Parabasalia; Trichomonadida; Trichomonadidae
Product: protein ubiquitination
Exons: 1
Coding region: 1-756 (251 amino acids)
Molecular function (GO): protein binding
Source: RefSeq, a predicted model, not a curated record